UUUAAGCUGACACAACUGUAUGGGACGUCGCUGGGUAGGUCUCACAGUCAAACUCCACAGUACAUCUCUAGCAAAAUGAACUCCUCCGUGAAGUUGGCAGUUUUGCUAGUCGCCAUGACGCUUGUCAUUCAGGUCAACUGUCGAAGCCUCCCAGCCCCUCAAAGUGGCCUCCCUGGUUACGACAGCCUUGAGGGUCUCCGCAAAGGUGAUGGCAUUUUGGGGGGUGUCCUUAGUGACGAAGAACUCGCUGGUCUACUUAAUGGAAAUGGAAUUGUGGGGGGUGUCGUUGGUGAUGAAGGACUAUUAGGGGGUUUCCUUAAUGAUGAUGGCCUUACGGGGGGUCUAAUUGGUGACGAAGGCAUUGUAGGGGGUCUUCUUAAUAAUAAUAAUGACCUUUUGGGAAGUAUCCUUAAUGAUGAAGAACUAUUAGCGAGUCUCAUUAAUGAUGGUGGAAAUUUGGGGGGUGUCCUUAGUGACGAAGAACUCGCUGGUCUACUUAAUGGAAAUGGAAUUGUGGGGGGUGUCGUUGGUGAUGAAGGACUAUUAGGGGGUUUCCUUAAUGAUGAUGGCCUUACGGGGGGUCUAAUUGGUGACGAAGGCAUUUUAGGGGGUCUUCUUAUUAAUAAUAAUGACCUUUUGGGAAGUAUCCUUAAUGAUGAAGAACUAUUAGCGAGUCUCAUUAAUGAUGGUGGAAAUUUGGGGGGUGUCCUUAGUGACGAAGAACUCGCUGGUCUACUUAAUGGAAAUGGAAUUGUGGGGGGUGUCGUUGGUGAUGAAGGACUAUUAGGGGGUUUCCUUAAUGAUGAUGGCCUUACGGGGGGGCUAAUUGGUGACGAAGGCAUUGUAGGGGGUCUUCUUAAUAAUAAUAAUGACCUUUUGGGAAGUAUCCUUAAUGAUGAAGAACUAUUAGCAAGUCUCAUUAAUGAUGGUGGCCUUGCGGAGGGAGCGUAGUUCUAAUUUAAAUGCAGUGUUAAUUCGUAUUACCUUAUAAAUAAAUAUGUUAUUUAUCUCGUAAAGUUCAAAAUAUGAUGAAAUUUUGUUAAAUAAGCACAUAUCAUUGUUCAAAAAUAAAUAUUUAUUUGUUAUGGAA
Messenger RNA from Homalodisca vitripennis (glassy-winged sharpshooter), 1090 nucleotides. RefSeq names its product harpin HrpN-like. The transcript is spliced from 2 exons. Lineage: Eukaryota; Metazoa; Arthropoda; Insecta; Hemiptera; Cicadellidae. The record is from RefSeq and is a predicted model, not a curated record. Bases 76 to 951 code for a protein of 291 amino acids.